Molecule: messenger RNA, 789 nt
Organism: Hermetia illucens (black soldier fly)
Lineage: Eukaryota; Metazoa; Arthropoda; Insecta; Diptera; Stratiomyidae
Product: putative gustatory receptor 2a
Exons: 3
Coding region: 1-774 (257 amino acids)
Biological process (GO): sensory perception of taste
Cellular component (GO): axon; neuronal cell body; membrane
Source: RefSeq, a predicted model, not a curated record
AUGGGGACUUCAAUGGUGUUAUUCAGCGAUGGACUCCUAUGUCUGUCCAAGUAUCUUAACGGCUACAACAAUGGGUUCUGGUUCACGGUUUUCUCUAGAUUGAUCCUUAAAUUGCGGAUGUUCCAGUGCUUGCUCUAUGUACAGGUUGCAAGUGAGAGGUUGAAGCUAGUGAACGAGAAGUUAAAAGAAAUUAACUCUUUGGGUCGAAACCUUUCAAAUUUUACCAUUCUGGAAGCAAAUAAUGUCCCCUGUUUGGAUUUGGGGGAGGCACACUCCCUGCACUCAAUCAAUCAAAUUCUUGCCUUGAAGGACAUUUUCGGUCGCGUAUGGGAAGUCAUGAAUGUAAUCAAUGACUGCUUUGGUUGGUCCUUGCUGGCUAUUAUUAGCUAUUGCUUCCUUGACUUUACGAGCAACGGAUAUUGGCUGUUCCUUGCCAUGGAAGACAUAGUCCCCGACUUCGUCGUUUUAGAGUGUCUUUGUCGAAUGUUCCAGUUGGGGUUAAUGUUGACUGUACUAUCGUGGAUCUGUGAUAUGUGUAAACGGGAGAGUGAGGAAACCGGACGUUUGGUUCGAAAGUUUAAAAAAUCUACCAACAAUGAGCAGUACAACUCCUUGAUCAGUGAAUUUUCCUUACAAAUUAUGCAUGAGUCAAUACGUGUUUCCGCGAAUGGAUUUUUCACUAUUGACUUCGAGCUCUUGGGAUCAAUGGCUGCAACGACUGUUACUUAUCUUGUGAUCCUUAUCCAGUUUCUACUUAAUGAAAGCGGGAAUUAAAGCAUUUUAUCCAGU